CACGCUGAGCUCGAAUCCAUCGCCAAACUUGUACGAGCUCCACACCACUCGAUCUUUUGUCGAGCUAGAGCGGAAAGCUAGCUGGGUCGGCUGGUUGACAGCCCUAUCCCCAGCCAGCCUUGAUGCGCCGGCGCCAGGCGACACCAGGAGAAAGCGAGAGGAAGGAGCCGCCGGCCUUACCGAGACUCUGUGCCUCAGCCUCACUCACUCUGUCGCUGGUGAUUGGCGGAGAGCUCCAAUAAACGAACAGCCAAGGUACCACCAUCCUUGUGUUGCAUAAAUUUCGGGCUCUAUUCGUUGCGAUUCUCGCGUGGCCCGCCGAUCCGUGCCUCCCUCUGCAUCUCGAGUUGGUUGUUGAUUGCAAAGGGGACUCUGCAGCGGAUUUCCGUACAUAGAUACUAACUGAACACACUUACUGAAUCUGAAUGUCAAUUCUGUUAGGGUGUGAUAUGGCUCGAAACUCUAUUGAGAACAGGACCAGAAACACUCUAGUUGUAGUUGUGGUCUUUGGCCUCUGUUCCUCCUUCUAUCUUUUGGGUGCUUGGCAGAGAAGUGGACCCGGAAGAGGUUACCAUCCAGUACUUGUGCUAACCGGGCAGAAUAAAUGUGCACUUGCACCCAAUCUAAGUUUUGAGUCCCAUCAUAGCGCAUCCGACCUUCCUAAUGAUACCAGUAGUUCUGAAAUUAAAUUUUUUGAGCCAUGCAAUGAGCAGUACACUGAUUACACUCCUUGCGAGGAGCAAAAGCAUGCAAUGACCUUCCCUAGGGAUAACAUGAUAUAUCGGGAGAGGCAUUGCCCGCCAGAAAAGGAGAAACUUCACUGUCUGAUUCCAGCACCAAGGGGUUAUGUUGCUCCUUUUCGGUGGCCAAAGAGCCGUGAUUUCGUUCCUUAUGCCAAUGUACCUCACAAGAGCCUUACAGUCGAAAAGGCUAUCCAGAACUGGGUACACUAUGAGGGCAAUGUGUUCAGGUUUCCUGGUGGUGGAACACAGUUUCCUCAGGGUGCAGAUAAAUAUAUAGACCAGCUUGCUUCUGUUAUCCCAAUUGCUGAAGGAAAAGUGAGAACUGCACUCGACACUGGUUGCGGGGUUGCCAGUUUGGGCGCUUACCUGUUGAAGAGAAAUGUUUUGACUAUGUCAUUUGCACCAAGGGAUAAUCAUGAGGCACAAGUACAGUUUGCAUUGGAGAGAGGGGUCCCUGCAUAUAUUGGUGUUCUUGGAUCAAUAAAGCUGCCAUUCCCAUCUCGUAUCUUUGACAUGGCCCAUUGCUCAAGAUGUUUAAUUCCUUGGAGUGGAAAUGAUGGUAUGUACAUGAUGGAAGUUGACAGGGUGCUAAGGCCUGGUGGAUAUUGGGUACUCUCUGGCCCACCUAUUGGCUGGAAGAUUCACUAUAAAGGGUGGCAACGGACAAAGGAAGACCUUCAGAAUGAGCAAAGGAAAAUAGAACAAAUUGCAAGACUUCUUUGUUGGAAGAAGAUAUCUGAGAAGGAUGGCAUCGCCAUUUGGAGAAAGAGAUUAAAUGACAAAUCUUGCUCCAUGAAGCAAGAUAAUCCAAAAGUCAGCAAAUGCGAGUUGACAAAUGACAGUGAUGUAUGGUAUAAGAAAAUGGAAGUUUGUAUAACCCCCCUUCCCGAUGUUAAUAGUGUAUCAGAUUUUGCUGGUGGGCAAUUAGAGCCUUUUCCCAAGAGGCUUAAUGCGGUACCUCCUCAGAUAGGCCUUGGUUCUGUAUCUGGGUUCUCAGUUCAGUCGUAUGAAGAGGACAAUAAACUUUGGCAGAAACAUGUUGAGGGUUACAGAAAAACCAAUAACUUGCUUGGUACUGGAAGAUAUCGCAAUAUAAUGGACAUGAAUGCGGGUCUUGGUAGCUUCGCUGCUGUACUGGAGUCCACAAAGCUGUGGGUCAUGAAUGUCGUUCCAACAAUUGCAAAUACUUCCACUUUAGGUGUAAUCUACGAGCGUGGAUUAAUAGGAAUGUAUCACGACUGGUGUGAAGGAUUUUCUACUUACCCAAGGACAUAUGACCUCAUACAUGCUAAUUCCAUCUUCAGCUUGUACCAAAACAAAUGUACAUUUGAAGAUAUACUCCUGGAAAUGGACAGAAUCUUACGCCCGGAGGGCGCAGUUAUUAUCCGUGACAAGGUUGAUAUUCUUGUGAAGGUGGAGAAAAUAGCCAAAGCCAUGAGGUGGGACACCAAGUUGGCCGACCAUGAGGGUGGCCCUUAUGUGCCUGAGAAGAUACUCUUUGCGGUUAAGUGAUACUCGGCCGUAGCAAAUAAGAGCAGCUAACAAUGUCAAAUAAUUUUUCUCCAGUCACCCGGAUAACUUGGCUCCUGGCUGUGUUUAUUGAGAAAACCCUGUUGACUAUAGUUUGAAAAUUGACAUUCCAUGUUGGGUUCUAAAGAGCUAAAACAAUCACACUGGGAGAGUAAAUUAUGCGAGUCCUACUCGUAAUUUGAUUUUUCCGCUGCAUAGCUUCUGAUGAUUGUACCAAAUGAUCGAUGGGCCUGUUGCAAGUAACUCAUCUCUGUUGAGACAGAUGCAGCUGUUUAUAGUUUUAGGACCUCCUCAACAAUCCAUCAGCAAGACAUGAACUACAAGUUUGCUGAGUUUUUUGUUCAGCUAGGUGUUUAGAUAGGAUUAAUCUGCUGUCACCCCACCUUUUGUUGUUGUAUCUUAGAAUUUCUUGAAUUGGAGAGUGUAUCUGAACCUAUAAGGUUUCGUCCUACUUGAUUUGAAUAACAACCAUUUUGAGCCCA
This is a messenger RNA of Phragmites australis (common reed), 2755 nucleotides long. RefSeq names its product probable methyltransferase PMT2. Gene Ontology annotation, molecular function: methyltransferase activity. Gene Ontology annotation, cellular component: endosome; trans-Golgi network; cytoplasm. Bases 426 to 2255 code for a protein of 609 amino acids. NCBI's taxonomy places the organism in Eukaryota, Viridiplantae, Streptophyta, Magnoliopsida, Poales, Poaceae. The record is from RefSeq and is a predicted model, not a curated record. The transcript has 7 exons.